AUGUCGACUUUCAACAGGAAUUUAAGCGUUACUAACGAAAAGCCUAAAGAUUAUGCGAUUCCGACACCACCAACUGAUGGAAUAACGCAACUAGCAUUUUCACCAAUAGCUGACUACCUAGCAGUUUCUUCAUGGGAUAAUCAGGUUAGAAUAUACGAGGUUAACCAGACUAUAGGAUCCGCUGUUGGAAAAGCUUUUUAUCCGCAUGAGGGUCCAGCACUAUGUUGUACAUGGAGCAAGGAUGGAUCAAAAAUAUUCUCAGGCGGUGCUGAUAAAGCAGGUCGUAUGUUUGAUACGACGACCGGGCAAGCAAUGCAAGUCGCGCAACAUGACGCGCCGAUUAAAUGUAUAAAAUGGGUGGACAGUGGUAAUGUUGUUGCGACUGGGAGUUGGGAUAAAACAAUAAAAUAUUGGGAUCUACGCACACCACAACCAGUUCUAAGCGUUAGCCUUCCUGAACGGUGUUAUGCCAUGGAUCUUAUUUUCACAUUGAUGGUUGUAGCUACUGCUGAACGACACGUCAUGAUUUACGAUAUGCGGAAUCCUGGUUCAGUGUUUAAGCAAUCACAAAGCCCACUAAAAUGGCAAACACGUACAGUAGCGUGUUUUAAUGCUGCAAGCGGUUAUGUGAUCGGAAGUAUCGAGGGGAGAGUGGGAGUUCAGUAUCUAGAAGAAAAAGAUAAUCAAUGCCACCGUGAAAACAAUGUAAACGUUUAUGCGGUGAACGCAACUUCAUUCCACCCGCUUCACGGAACGCUCGCGACAGCUGGCAGCGACGGAACCUUCAAUUUCUGGGACUUGGACUCCAGACAACGACUUAAAGGAUUCGCGACCAUCGGUUGCCCGAUUGUGUCGGCAACGUUUAAUCGGAAUGGAUCGAUUUUUGCGUAUGCUGCUGGAUAUGAUUGGAGCAAGGGUUAUCAACAACCAUCUUACUCAACACAACAAAUAAAAGAUUCAAUCUUUCUGCACGCUGUAAAAGAUGUAGAUGUCAAACCACGAGCUGCUGCGAAAGGUAAAAGAUGA
This is a messenger RNA of Ambispora leptoticha, 1026 nucleotides long. Lineage: Eukaryota; Fungi; Glomeromycota; Glomeromycetes; Archaeosporales; Ambisporaceae. The record is from the annotation of a GenBank genome assembly.